AUGUCUGGCAUGACGAUGAACAUGUUUAAGGUUGAGUCGGACUACAUUAACUGCACCAUCAGCCAUGAGAUCCACCAGUACCUGUUCUCUGGAGCCUACAUCCUGGUCCUUCUGAUCGGCGUGCCCACCAACGCCUUCUCCCUCUACCACGCCUGGCUGCAGCUGAGAGCCAAGAACGAGCUGGGGGUCUACCUGCUCAACCUGACCAUGUCGGACCUCCUCUACCUGGCCUCGUUGCCUCUCUGGCUGCAGUACAUCUUCCAGGGAGAUGACUGGAGCCAAACGGAGUGGCUGUGCCAACUGUGUGGCUUCCUGCUCUAUGAAAACAUCUAUAUUAGUAUAGGGUUCUUAUGUUGUAUCUCUAUAGACCGUUACCUGGCUGUGGUGUACCCGUUCCACUUCACAGCAUUCCGGAGCAUGCGGGCAGCUACAUUGGCCAGUGCGUUCAUCUGGCUGAAAGAGAUUGCCGUGGGCGUGGUCUUUUUCAGACACAAGGAACUAAGCACUGACCGCACCAACCAAUCGAUUUGCUUUGAGCACUACCCCAUGCAACCGUGGGAGUACCCAAUUAACUACUACCGUUUCUCUGUUGGCUUCCUGUUCCCCCUGGGCAUCUUGUCCGUGUCGUAUUUCAGAGUCCUGCGGGCAGUCAGGAAAAGCACUGGCACUCAGAGCGCCCAGAAGACCCGUAUCAAGCACCUGGUGACCAGCACCAUUGUCAUCUUCCUGGUAUGUUUCUCUCCGUACCACGUGUUCCUGCUGCUGCGUACUGUCUUUGAGAGGGACUGCCCCUUCAUCAUCAGUAUCUUCAACUACUAUCACUUCUCCCUGCUGCUCACUAGCUUCAACUGUGUGGCCGACCCGGCGCUGUACUGCUUCGUCAGUGAGAGCGCCCAGCAGGGGAUCCAGCAGGCCCAGGAGGCCUGUACCCAGGCCCUCUGCUGCAGCUGCCACAGGGGACAGCACAGCCCUGUUACCGCCACCACCACGGGGACAGACUCCAACGAGAAUGGGACAACAACCGUCACACCGCUGACACAGAACCAGACGAUCUAG
Salvelinus namaycush (lake trout) is the source of this 1056-nucleotide messenger RNA. RefSeq names its product ovarian cancer G-protein coupled receptor 1 (gene gpr68). Gene Ontology annotation, biological process: G protein-coupled receptor signaling pathway; cellular response to pH. The transcript has a single exon. Gene Ontology annotation, molecular function: G protein-coupled receptor activity. The coding region runs from base 1 to 1056 and encodes 351 amino acids. Gene Ontology annotation, cellular component: membrane. NCBI's taxonomy places the organism in Eukaryota, Metazoa, Chordata, Actinopteri, Salmoniformes, Salmonidae. The record is from RefSeq and is a predicted model, not a curated record.